AUGGGAUCGAAGAAAGUUGCUUCACGGGCAGGUGAAAAACAUGGAACUGCGGAAGGUGAGGGGAAGGUGGCAGCUGAAGGUAGGGGACAGGAAGGAGAAGGGGGGAAUGGUGGGGAAGCAGAGGGAGGUGAGGGGGGAGGAGGGGGCGGAGGGGAAGCCGGGGGGGUAGGGGGAGCAGGGAAGGGUGGAGAAGCAGGGGGCGGGCAGAAGAAGCGGCAGCGACCAGCCAAGUCUCCGGCUCAUGUGGCUGCUGCGGUGGCGGCGGCAGCAGCAGCAGCACGAGCAGCCAGAAAAGCCGGAAGCCAGGCAGAGGGCGAAGGGGGCGGAAGCGGGGCGGGAGUGAGUGGUGGAGUUGAGGCAGGGGGGGAUCUGCCAGCUCCUCUGAGUGCUGCCUUUGAUGCGGAGGAAGGCAGGCGGGCACAGAGGAAGAAGAGACGCAUGCUCAAAGCUGCUGCUGCUGCUGCCGCCGCUGCUGCUGGUGCUGCUGGUGCUGCCAUUAGCGAUGCUGCUGGUGCUGGCGCUGGGGCAAACGAUGUUGACGGUGUUGGUGAUGGUGCAGGGUCUGGGUCUGGUGCCGGUGAUGCAGCUGAUGCUGAUGCUGCAGCUGCAGCUGCAGAAGGGGGGGACGUUGGUGUUGAGGGCAAGGCAUCAGCACAGUCACAGUCACAACAGCCAGCUAAGAAGGGUGCUGGUGGGGGGCAGCGCAAGAACCUGGGAAAGCGGAAGCUUCCUGGUCGGCAGCAGGAGGAGGAUCGGGAAGGAUUCGCGCGGCUUGAGAUUUAUGAUUUCUCGGCGGAGAAGGAGGAGUUUGGGCUGGAUGCACAGCAUGUGGCGGCCAGCGAGGCCAUGGCUCUGGGUCCUUCGGCAGAUAAGAAGAAAUGGAACAAGCGUGGUGCUCCUAAGUUCUCUGUGCCGCUGCCUGCGGCUGCUGCUGCAGCAGCUGCGGAUGCUGCUGCCAAUGCUGGAAAGCAGGGUGGUGGGGAUGAGGGAGGGCGAGGUAGUAAGAGUGCGGUGUUUGAUCCGUUGCAACCGAUUGCGGCUGGAGCGGCCAAGAGAGGCUUGGCUUAUGAUGCGCCGAGGGGUGGGAAGAGGCCGCAAGUGUUUCCUUCGUCUGGAAACAGGAGUGCCACAUUCAUGGAUUGA
Messenger RNA from Closterium sp. NIES-65, 1143 nucleotides. NCBI's taxonomy places the organism in Eukaryota, Viridiplantae, Streptophyta, Zygnematophyceae, Desmidiales, Closteriaceae. The record is from the annotation of a GenBank genome assembly.